AUGCUGGCCAACAUCAGCAGGAUGAAGACGACAGCACUGCUGGCCGCUUGCUGCUUCACUACUGGUCAAGCAGCCUCAAAGGCGGAGUACUCCAGCCAUGCCCUCGACGCGACGAAUGUCCUCAAUGACAUUUGGUACGAUCCUUCGACUGGUCUCUGGCAGGAUUUGUGGUGGCAGAGCGCUAGCAUGAUCGCUUCCUUGGCCAACUUUGCUAGCUUGGACAGGGGAAACUAUUUCCCGAUGGUCAACGACAUCUUCGAAACCACCUUGGCAAAUGCCAUGUCGGCGGGCAUCGCCGGCAGUUAUGACACUUUCUUCAAUGACUACUACGAUGACGAAGGCUGGUGGGCCAUGGGUUGGAUUCGCGUCUAUGACCUUACGGGUGACGCCAAGUACCUCGACACCGCCCGCAAGAUCUUCACCGACAUGCAGACCGGCGAAGACGCUACCUGCGGCGGCCACUGGUGGUCCAAAAAGAAAGAUGCGAAUGUUGCCAUCGCCAAUGAGCAGUACAUGGCCGUGGCAGCGUCACUGGCGAACCGCAUUCCCGCUCAGAAGUCCAUGUACGCAGACAUUGCCACGGGAUCGUACGACUGGUUCAUGGGCAGCGGUCUCAUCAAUGGGGACAACACCGUCACCGACCACCUCAACCUCGCGACCUGCGAGCCUGAAGGCAACGUGUGGUCGUACAACCAGGGCGUGAUUAUUGGAGCCUGCCUCGAGUUGAACCGACUCACGUCCGACGGGAAGUAUCUCGACACCGCUUCCCGCAUCGCCCACGGUGCCAUUGACCACCUGACUGGCCCCAAGGGCAUCCUCACUGACUUCGCCUCCGAGGCCCCCAUGGACAUUACGAGUGCGCAGUUCAAGGGCGUGUUCGCACGCAACUUGAGGCAACUGCAUUCGGUAGCGCCGGAUGCUGCGUAUGUGAGCUUCUUGCAAAACAACGCAGAUACGCUCUGGAUCCAGGCCAGGCAAUCAGAUGGGCAGAUUGGACCGGAGUGGGCAGGGCCGUACAUUGAUGCGACCGCCCCGAGUCAGAGCUCGGCUUUGGAUUGCCUUGUCGCUGCUGCUGCCGUGAGUUAG
Saxophila tyrrhenica is the source of this 1086-nucleotide messenger RNA. RefSeq lists its product as uncharacterized. Lineage: Eukaryota; Fungi; Ascomycota; Dothideomycetes; Mycosphaerellales; Extremaceae. The record is from RefSeq and is a predicted model, not a curated record. The coding region runs from base 1 to 1086 and encodes 361 amino acids. The transcript has a single exon. Gene Ontology annotation, biological process: carbohydrate metabolic process.